Messenger RNA from Staurois parvus, 2025 nucleotides. NCBI's taxonomy places the organism in Eukaryota, Metazoa, Chordata, Amphibia, Anura, Ranidae. The record is from the annotation of a GenBank genome assembly.
AUGAAUGCUUUCAGCCCACAUUGUACUGGAAGAUGCCUGCUUCUAUGGAAGUACAAAAUCCGUAUGUUUUACACACAUCUGUCUGCUCAGAAAGGAUUGGUUGGCACGCUCUAUGGAAGCCAUGGUGUAUUACAAACAGUCCAAUCUACACAUCAGGCUGUGCCCUUUAGUACUAAAAAGGAAAGAAUUGAUAUGUCCGAAUAUAGCACUGAAUACAUUAGAAAUUUUAGUAUAAUAGCCCAUGUGGACCACGGUAAAAGUACACUUGCUGACAGACUGCUGGAAAUAACUGGGUGUAUCCCUAAAGCCUCCUCCAAUAAGCAAGUACUUGAUAAGCUUCAGGUGGAAAGAGAAAGAGGCAUUACAGUGAAGGCUCAGACUGCAUCGCUUUUUUACACUUAUGAAGGAAAAAAAUACCUCUUAAAUUUAAUCGACACACCUGGCCAUGUUGAUUUCAGCUAUGAAGUCUCUAGGUCUUUGUCUGCUUGUCAAGGUGUCUUACUUGUGGUUGACGCAAAUGAGGGGAUUCAAGCACAGACUGUGGCAAACUUCUAUCUGGCUUUUGAAGCACAGCUUUCAAUUAUUCCUGUCAUAAACAAGAUCGACUUGAAAAAUGCAAAUCCAGAGAGAGUGGAGAAACAAAUAGAAAAAAUGUUUGACAUUCCAGCCAGUGAUUGCAUUAGGAUCUCUGCAAAGUAUGGAACAAAUGUGGAGAACGUUCUUCAAGAAGUUAUUAAAAGACUUCCAUCGCCAAGAAUUGAGGAGAACAUCCCCCUUAAAGCUCUGCUCUUUGACUCCACCUUUGAUCAUUAUAGAGGAGUGGUGGCCAAUAUUGCUCUGUUUGGUGGGGAGGUGAGCAAAGGCAACAAAAUUGUAGCUACCCACUCUGGAAAGAUCUAUGAAGUGAAUGAGGUUGGCAUAUUGACUCCUGAGGAACUGCCAGCUGAUAAAUUGUAUGCUGGUCAGGUGGGGUACCUAGUAGCUGGAUUGAAAGAAGUGCAGGAAGCACAAAUAGGAGACACGCUGUAUCUAUACAAUCAGCCAGUGGAGCCACUGCCUGGUUUUAAAGCUGCAAAGCCAAUGGUAUUCGCAGGCAUGUUUCCAGUGGACCAAUCAGAGUAUAACAAUUUGAAAAGCGCCUUGGAGAAGCUGGCUUUAAAUGAUUCCAGCGUGUCUGUUACCCGGGACAGCAGUGCAGCACUUGGAGCCGGAUGGAGGUUGGGUUUUCUUGGGCUUCUACAUAUGGAGGUUUUUAACCAAAGGCUGGAGCAAGAAUAUAAUGCAUCUGUGAUAAUGACAUCACCAACAGUCCCAUACAAAGCUGUGCUCUCUUCGCCAAAACUUAUAAAGGACUAUGGAGCAGAAGAAAUUACUAUUGUAAACCCCUGUGAAUUUCCUGAUAAAACUGUAGCAUCCGAAUACCUUGAACCUAUGAUACUGGGCACAAUCAUUUCUCCGGAUGAGUACCUUGGAAAGAUAAUGUCACUUUGCCAGACCCGACGUGCUGAACACAAAAGUUUUAUGUACAUUGAUGAGCACAGGAUCAUGCUGAAGUAUCUGUUUCCUUUAAAUGAAGUUGUGGUGGAUUUUUAUGAUAAUCUAAAGUCUCUGUCAUCUGGAUAUGCAAGUUUUGAUUAUGAGGAUGCUGGUUACCAAGCAUCUGACCUGGUCAAAAUGGAUAUUUUAUUGAAUGGGCGUCCUGUGGAAGAACUGGUAACUAUAGUACAUAGGCAAAAGGCCUAUUCAGCUGGUAAAGCAAUCUGUGAAAAGUUACAAGAAGCUAUUCCCAGACAACUGUUUGAAAUUGCAGUACAAGCAGCUAUUGGAAGUAAGAUCCUCGCAAGAGAAACAAUUAAAGCCUACAGAAAGAAUGUUUUGGCAAAAUGUUAUGGGGGUGAUAUCUCAAGAAAAAUGAAGCUCCUUAAGAAGCAAGCUGAAGGAAAGAAGAAAAUGAGGAAAAUUGGUAAUGUGGAAGUACCAAAGGAUGUAUUUAUCAAUGUGUUAAAAAGACACUCGGACAAAUGA